This is a messenger RNA of Dermacentor silvarum, 5815 nucleotides long. RefSeq names its product hemicentin-2-like. The transcript is spliced from 7 exons. Bases 1 to 1125 code for a protein of 374 amino acids. NCBI's taxonomy places the organism in Eukaryota, Metazoa, Arthropoda, Arachnida, Ixodida, Ixodidae. The record is from RefSeq and is a predicted model, not a curated record.
AUGGAUGGAUGCGUACCCGUGCUGCUGGCGCUGUGGGCCUACGCCACGCUGUCCGAAGAAGCUGUGCCCCUGACCGAAGGCGAAGCCGAAGCCAAGAAGAAAGCGGACAGCGUCGAGGCGUUGACCACCAUCAAGUGCCUGUCUCGGAGGCCAGCCUCCGCCCUCGAGGAGGAGCAGAUAGGCGACAGUCAAGAGGGUGUCAAGUCGCGUGACAAGGCUGGCGGAGAAGACGACGCUGGUGAAGCCAGUCAGCAGGGCAGCAACAACGUCAUGGAGGAGCUAUCUCGGAGGUGGUCCCCGACAAGGCACGUGCCGGUGCCGAGCUACUCCGUGGUGGCCCGCGAAGGCGACGAGCUGCAGCUGUCGUGCGGCUCAGCGGGCGCCGACAGUUGGCUCGAGCCCGACGGCACAAGCUCGAGCCGAACAACGACGGAAGCGGUGGCAGAACCCCGGAGGAAACCGACGACGUUUCGGCCGGUCGGGCCAGACCUCCGGGGCCGGCUGCUGCGCUUCGGCCGCGUGCGGAGGCAGCACUCGCGUCGAUAUACCUGCCGCUUCAAGUCGGCGCGCGGUUACCACAUACUCGUUGACGUCCAGCUCGUCGUUCAGUAUGCCCCAUCUGUGGAACCUCUGGAAGUGCUGCGGGACAAGAAAGACUCCCGGUUGGUCUGCGUUGCGGGGGCGGAGCCUUCACCGGAAAUCGCGUGGCUCCGAGACGACCAGCCACUUUCCCAGGACAUCUCACCCUCGCUUAGGACUGAAAAUGCUUCUCAAGGCUGCCUGCGAAUAUCCAAGUUGCACCUUAGAGAAGUCCAGGAUGAAGCUGAGGUCCCCCACAACUACACCUGCGUAGCAAGCAACACUCUAGGCACGUCCAGCCGCUCGCUCCUACUCCGAAAUGGUGACAGCUCAGCGUCUCCCAACGCCAGCGUGGUCCGUGACCGGGACCCAUUGGACGGGGUUCCCGUGAAGCGAUUCAAGAUUACCGGCUUCGUGAUUGGCAUGUUGCCGCCAUUGUUCAUCUCCUUCUACAUAAUCCUCAAACUUGGGUACCGAUCUCGGUACGCCGAGGAACGGGCCGAGGAGGCCGGCAUGAUGGAGGAACCCUUCUUUAUCAGCUACUAGCACACCGUCCUACCCAAACGACAACAGGACACUUGGGCUUAGCUGCAGUCGUCCCAGAUGGACCGGUGCUGUCUCAGGAACUAUCUUUCCUCUCUCUGUUAUCUGGCGGAAUGAGCAUUAGGUACUUUUCGUGAUCGGGUCCUACCCUCCUCUCGCGGGAUCCCGAGGACGAAUCAGUCGAAUGCAGCGCGCAGCAACACUGACGAUCAAGAAAUACUUUUCAUUGGAUGGUCCUGCGACAGCUUGUAGAUAAGUAAUAAUAUUGUGGUGAUAUAAUUAACAAGUAAUAUAUUCAAUAGUGCCCGACACGUUUGGCCUUUGUACAUAAAAGCAUUGCUGAAUAUAUGCUUAGAAUGUAUCGCGCAUAUAAAAUAACGGAAACCAAUAGAAAAUGGCAAUGAAGGAACGCUAGCUUUGAAACGUCAAUUUGCACCCACUGAAUACUCUGUGCGCUGCGCCUCUGUCCCAAAAUAUCAGAGCAAAGCAAAACAACAGCGGGUUCUUGACUUUCUUUUUCUCGCGGAUUGAUCGGCUGUUUCGUCGCGUAAGCGCGAGCAGAAAUUGAUCAUAUUGAGUUACACACACUCAACAGAUCCCCGAGGUGUGUACGAAUUACACGCACUCAAAAAAAUCUCCUAGGUGUGCUACGUAUGCAGCAUUGUCUAUUGGCACGUAUCUUGUCGCACAUUAUUCGCACAUUAUUGGCUAAUGAUGUUCUAUUCGAAUGUGUGCAAAACAAAUGAUUCGCUCCUACAGUUACCGCUGUCGUGAGCUUUUCAUUUCUCACCUAAACAUGUCGCAGUCUCCCCACUUUCAUUGCCCUACGUAACCCUUUUCUGUGAAGUUUGUAAAAUUGCCAUGCUCUACCCUCUGACAUAGCAUGUUAAGAGCAUCUAGCUUCUACCACUCAAGCACUGGCUGCAACUUCAGCGCAAGCAGCAGUGCGCACAGCUAUUCAUAAUUAUCCAACAAAGUUCUGCAGAAAUGCGCAAGGUGUAGUUGGGCUCAUGAAAGGGGAAGGCAGCAGUUGUAGAGGGCGAAUCAGAAAUUCUCUGCCCCAAUUUUAAUUAGCCAAAAUAAGGUACAUACAGGUAAUUACAAAUAUUCGUACUAUUCUACGUACCUUACACUAUCUUUUCCGCAUAAUCGCCACACCGGUUGAGACAUUUGUCCCAUCGCAGCAAUAAAUUUGCCAAGUCCCUGUGGUGGAAUUCGUCCGGCUGACUGUGGAACCACCGUCGGACUGCAUUCCUGGCUUCACGGCCAUCUAAUGAACUCACAACGCCACCACCUCAUACUUCUCAAAGCUAGACACCUUUCCCCAUACUUAGGCUGCAUUCCCCUGUGGAUUUUGAUGGGCGUUCUUCCCCUUGCACCAUAGAAAACGAAUCGCACUUCGUUGCUCGUACGCCGUGAACGUGUGAAGCACAACCGCCAUCUUCUACAAGUGACAGCAGGGCCAUGCCGCGGAGCUACCGGUAGAUAAGGCCGGGCCGGUCUGAGAAAGGUCCACCGCUGGGAAUGGAUAUGUUGACUUCUCCUUUACAACCAUAAUUUGGCUAAAGAAGUUGGGGCAAAUACUUUCUAAUUCGCCCGCGUAUUAAAAUUCCAAGAUGCUGCAAAAACCACUCAUGCGGGUUUAUUCAGAGUUUCGCAAGUGAACAAAAAUUAUUUCCUGUCUGGGGGACAAACCCAGCACUACAACCUUGUAGGACUAUUCUACACUGUAGCCUCGUAGCUGCUUAGCUGCGAAACUUUCUAUCUGCGUAGCUUGGUGCAUUGUAGUUUUCAGCGCUGUACUACACUCAGGUCUAUGCUAUUUUUCCCUUUCGUAUUUUUCUUAAUCCGGUGAGCAUGCCGGCAUGAAGCGUAUGGUGGACCUACGACGCGUAGAUUGGGCUCAUCUCCGUCUCUUAGGUUUUGCUGAUUAUCGAGAAGAAGCGAUAUCGUUUGCGCACGUCGUGCGAAGCCCUCCUACGGGCAAACGAGGAACGGUACCUUCUCUUCGGUGAGCAUGACGUAACACUCACUGAAUGUGCAGUGGUAAAGUUCUUUGAGUCUUGCGUGACGUCAAUUAAAUUAUCGUACAAGGGCAGCGUAGUAGUGCAUCUGCACGACUCCUUAAGGACUGAUCAGUGAUAAUGCGCGCGCAUUCAUGAGGCACAGCUGUUGAAGGUCUGUUCCUUCCCUGCUGUUCAUAAUCAACUCCGAACAAAGCCUAGAAACAACAGCGGUCACGAAUCCUUUGCUUCAACGAGCCUUGUUUCGAGGAUAAGCGUAGAAAGAUUCGAACAUCGCGAUUCACUUCUUGUUGAGUUGACGUGUUCUUGUGGCAGUUGAGGAACAGGGCGAGACUGGCGAAAUGACGCACGCACUUAAGUUUUGGCUUUCAUGCCUGCCUGUAGUUAGAGAGAACUCUAUGAGAUCUGUCACAACAUAGCACAAAGUGCGCGUUACGUGUGAAUUUCAGCCAGCGGCAGAGUCAGUUGUAAGAGGAACGCAGUGAUUCAUGAUAGUGGUUCAUAAUGAUGCUUCUCCCGCGUGUGCUCGCAAACAUACUGAUGAGUUGUGGGCGCCAGUCAUUCCCUUUGUUUAACUUCCCAAAUUCUGGGAACUACUAGUGUGCCGAAGUUUUCUCGUUUCUCAACAAUUUAAUUUUAUACUGUUGGGUAAAAUAGGUAGCUUUAGGAGCCAUUUUUUGAUGUGACAGAGGUGUUGGCUAAUCAUUGCAAGACAUGCCCAAAUGACGUUCAUUUUACUCUGCAUAGCGUUAACUUCUAUUGCCCAUCUCGACAGGUUGAUUGCGGUCUUUAAAAGAAGGAAAGAUAGACGUAUUUAAUAACCUUUUGUUAAGGACAUCAGAGAAUUACACCUGACUACAGGAAAUAAUUUCAGGAGCUAUCGAUUUCUCUGUUACCAGACCUCCAGGAUGAAGUUUUUGUUCUGCAAACGCGAUCCCUUGACAACCAGUUUGCGUCGACUUUAUUGCCUUUCCUCGAUAACCAGUUUGAGAGAGCAUGUCCGAAAUCAACGCUGAGAUUCCCUGCUUCGCAAUGGCAAACUUCGUGCCACCGCUUGCAACUUAAGACAAAGGCGAAAGCUUACGACAGAUCAGUCGGAAAGAUUGAGCAUUUAAACUGUACGCCAGCACUGCGCCACCGAGUCCUCGCUAAACUUUUUGAUUAUAGAAAGGAGGGUUAUGCCUCUGUGAGAGGAACGUGAAUUUGCGAAGAAUGCCUGCAUCUACCACAGCAACGCGUGCUAAGAGGAAAGAGGGUAAGGUAGACUUGUAUAUAUCCCAUCACAACUCUGUAUAUGCAAUACCAUCCUCACUACUUCACAACUACGGGGACCACCCACAAUACACUCAGGAACAAUUUUAGGAGGGACCUUUCAGCCUAUGUAUACAUUUGCCUUACCAAGAGUGUAAGAGUAUCGAGAGUGCUGCAUUAACGAGGACUGACUCCUUUUUCAUUAUAAGUUUGUCAUCUUGCCCUGAAUUCCUGUUUAAGGCCUGUAUAUAGCUAAUUGUGCCGGGUCUACGUAGGAAGAAUGUAUGCGCAGAGUUUCGUUUAAAUAUGUAGGACGUUGCUAAUCGUUUAUAGUGAGAUACAGAAAGUGUGCUGACUGGCAAGCGUGUAUACCGGUCAGCUUGAGCUGGUUCAAACAAUGGUGCUUUGGCUGUACUUCGCAGGGGAUAUGAAUGAGUAUUGUACUAUCGUAGUGUAGCGCAUAGCUUAGAGUAGUAAAGCCUUGCACACUCGACUUUUCCGACGCCGCUCGCGACCUGCGCAAUAUGUCUAACUACUAUACUGAAGAUACUAACAUAAAGUCAGUCUCCUGUGUAGUGCCAUAGUUAACCUCGUGGUUGCUUAUAGAUUUUGAAGUGCCCUCUUACGCUGCGACAGUAUUUUUCUAGGAAGCCACAACCUCUUCUCUCCAUCCUGCGUAUUAACGGCGUAUGUUUUACCGUUAAAAAGUACGUUGUGUCCAGAGCUUUCAGAUGUGAUAAAAAGCUUUCUUCGCAUUGCAUGCGUCCUGGUAGUUUGUAGCCAUCGGCAUUAAAACUCUUUUUAACCAAGUGCGCAAUACUUUCAGACAAGCCAAACCGUUUAUUUUGUAACUCCGCUCUUUAUAACGUCUUCAUAGGCUCAUUCAUAAGCACGUUUCAAGCGUCCUAGAUCUAGUAAAUAGAACCUUUCGCAAGCCCGUUAUAGUGGCGUGCAUAUUACAUAUUAACGUUCGCCUGAACAAGCUAUAAUUUCCCUCGCGAACAAUGUUUAGGUUCGAAGCAGCAGUUUCUAGAGAUAUAGUGUUUUCUUGCGUGUAAGGUUCGCUGUGUGGCAUUCUCUUUUUCUUUUCGCCUUUUGCCCAUGUUGCCUUUUUAGACCUCUAGCACAGCACUUACGCAGCAUUUCGUCGAACUACAACGCAAUGAGGUGAGAAGAUCACCGCUGAAGAGCCCAUACGACGUUGUAGAAUGUAGGUAAAUGCCGCUCUGUUUGUGGUGUACCAAUCUCAAAGGGAACAGCUGGCGUUAGACAGGAUUUAGGCUAAUCUUAGUUAGGGACGUGAACAGGAAUAUGCCCUGAAUAGUGUACUGUCUACUGUGCAACGCACGACAACUAUGUUUGGUACUAUUCAGAAUCGCCUACAUGCGAGUCCUUUAUGAUAGUUAUGUUACAACUAU